AUGUACCGCCACUGGCUAUCUCACAAUGUCAGCUUUGUCGACCCUUACUUUACUUAUAUACUGAAAGAAGAUAAAGAUAAAUCUGACGAAGCCUACGUUAAACGUCUUGCGGAUCAGCUAGAAGCUGAGAUCCUUCGUAUUAGUCCUAAGAAUGUUAUAGCCUUUGUUACUGAGACCGUCAGUGGAACUACUCUGGGCUAUAUUCCCGCUGUGCAUGGCUAUUCGAAGGCCAUUCGACAGAUUUGCGAUAAGUGCGACAUUCUCUUGAUCUUGGAUGAGUUAGGUUGA
Molecule: messenger RNA, 288 nt
Organism: Fusarium sp. VM40
Lineage: Eukaryota; Fungi; Ascomycota; Sordariomycetes; Hypocreales; Nectriaceae
Source: the annotation of a GenBank genome assembly